GAGGAGCGAGAGAGGUCGUUCAAUGCAUUCAGAGAUAAGGGCAUGUAACUCCCCAUUAACCACCUUAAAGGGACACUGAAGAUAGGAAAGCUUAAGCUGCAUUACAUAACAUGUGUGCAGAUCACCAGGCUAGCACACUAGCUCACUGUGGUGUCGUGGAUUUCAACGGCUUCUGCAGGGCCCAAGUUAACAGUUGACCAAUAAAGAUAGAUUCAUUGUAGGUUAAAGCAACAAGAGACUGAACAUUGCAAAUUGUAACAGCUUUUGCUGGGCCACAACAUGCCUAGUACGAAGAACUACUUCGAAAGCCAUGAUUUCACACACAAACAUAUCGGCAUGAAAUUUAUUGUAAGUGGACGAAUACCAAGUUUUUCUAAUAUGAAUUGAGCACAAAUACUACUAUGAAUAUCAAAUAGUUAACCGCAGAUGUAUGUGUGAACAGCAGGAAUAUUUAUGUCUCCAUACUUAGGUGCCACACCUCUAUUGACUACAUAAAAAAAAAAUCCCAGCAUGCUACCAGGGACAAAGAAUAAGUUUUAACACAAGGCUAUUAAUUGUCAUUAAAGACUGUAUGAAUAGCCUCUGAACAUCUUCAGAGCCUUUUGCAAACAAGCUUUCGAAUGAACCAUUGGUGUAUGCAAUAUCACUUAAAAAAUAUGGUAAAUAAUUGGUUGUCAGAAAAAAACUUAAAAAUGUAACUCGGCAAUGUAAAAGUUUAGGCUAGCUGGUGGGUCAUCCUUAAAUAUGCUUGGAGCACAAGGCUGUGGACGCAAGAAGAGAUUGGACACAGACAGCACUGCAAUGCAAGAACUUAAAAGUUGUGGUAGAAUAGAGGGGAAAAAAAAAAGCUGCUGUAGGACUUGUGUGCCGUAAACACAUGUAAACAGGAAUUUGACAUUCUUGCCACUCCAGUGAACAAUCCCAUCUGCUUACAGGGAAAUAGUACUCCAACCCAUGCAACAUAACAUAGCAAUGAAGUUGGAAAGUUCUUGGGUAGGAAAUUGCAAAAAUAAAGCAUCGUAAAAUUGAUUUUGGUUCCUCAUUUUGCUUUCAAGAGCCUGCGCACCAAGAGUCGGGCAGCAUUACAAAAUCUUUCCUACCCUUUCCUUCUUGAAAAAGAGUAUGUAUGUCACAUGUACAUUUCAGGGGCUAACAGCUGCGAUCUCGCUGCGCUCUUUUUUUUUUUUACAAUGCUUUAUUUGCGCUUGAAUUUCUUGAACAUGUCUCGAUUUUACACAAUUCGUAGCUACAGGAACAUGUCUGCCAAUCAGCUUCUACUUUGUUUUUAUAAGCUUUAUUGUCCACAUUUCCCACUAGGUGUCAAAUAAUGUGCUCAGAAGGACCUCUUAGGAAAGCUGCUCAGGUCUGCUAAACAUUUUUCUUGUACACAAAAGGACACGUGCAAUGCACUGAAUAUAAUGUGCCUUUGAUCCUAGAUUUUCUCGUGUCGGCAAAAGGAUGCGAACAGCACUUUCACACAGGCAAAUUUGUGCAGGAAUGUGUCUUGAGACACUCCGGACCUUGUGCAGAACGAAAGACCACCCAUUCCUCGUUACCUGCUACAUGGGAAUCGGGCAGGCAGUCCACAACUUGUUAAAGUGAGCAAGAAAGUCAAUUCUGUUUAUUAAUGAACUUCAAUGGCUUACAAUGAACUUUUAAAAAUUGCAUCCGUUUCAUUAACCCAUUGGCUUCCGCGGCCGGCGAUCCGCCGGCCGCACCGGCUGAGGCCAAAGUCACUUUGGCCGGCGAAUCGUCGGCUGCUCAGGGUAUGGUUUGUUUCGGGUUUCUUCGAUAGAUGGCAGCACAACACAACUUGUGUAGUGAUUGAUUCAUGUGUUUUCCACCAGAUGGACAUAGUUGUCCACAGUCUGAGGUCAGUUUUGUUGUUUUUGGAGACAAAAAGUUCGGACUCCCGUCUCUUUCCAAACAUGGCGUCGCUGAGAAAGCGCGCUUUGACGGCGGAAGAAAUUCUCAAUCUUGUGUUCGAGAGUGACGACGAGAGUGACAACUGCGAUGAAGAGGAUGUUGUGUCAGAUGACGAGAGUGACCGGAUUACGGAUAGUGACAGCGACGAUGAAGACAACUUGUGUUUAGCGCAAGAUCCGUGCGACUCUCGGCCACCAUCUCCGAAGGCGCGAAAGCUACAAGACUGGCAAUGGGGAGCAGCUGACACAGUGGAAAAGGUUGUGAAGAACACCUUUAGUGGUCAACCGGGCAUCAAACGAGCCAUCCAGCUACAAGUAGGUGCAAAUCCCAGUGCUCUGGCAAUGUUCAACGCUCUCCUCGGAGACGAAAUUUGGAGCACCAUCGCAUUACACACAAAUGCCUUUGCAUGCGAGAAACAGCGUUUGCAUCCCGAUCCCGGUUGGCAUGAAACAACACCGGAUGAAAUGAAAGCUUACUUCGCCAUGUGUGUUUUGAUGAGCCAAGUGAAAAAAAGCACCAUUCAAUCUUACUGGUCAACAAGAACUGUUAUAAGCACACCAUUUUUUGCUUCUGUGAUGUCAAGGCAGCGUUUUUGGGCACACUCAAAAUAUCUGCAUUUCUGCGACAACUCUCUCCCUCAAAGUGGAGAUAGACUGUGGAAGUUGCGCCCUGUGCUCGACCACGUACUGAAAUGCAUUGACACAGCCUAUGAUCCGGAAGAGUGUCUGGCAGUUGAUGAAAGCCUUAUGAAGUUUUGUGGUAGGCUCUCCUACGUCCAGUUUAACCCUUCGAAACGGGCAAGAUUCGGCCUUAAGUUCUAUAAACUGUGCGAGUCUUCAAGCGGCUACUGCCUGAAGUUUUCGAUUUACACAGGAAAAAGUGAGAAGACUCCAGUUACCGCUGCAUUGUUGUGCAGUGAGGCAGUUGUAAUCGACCUUCUUGAAAAACGUCUGCCCGAUGGCCACACAGUGUUUAUGGACAACUGGUAUUCUUCGCCAUUGCUGUUUCGUCACCUAAAAGAAGCUGGUUCAAAUGCUGUCGGCACAGUCCGCCUUCACCGAAAGAACAUGCCGAAGGAUUUCAAGGCGAAGCUGCAAAAAGGCGAAUGCAAGUCCCUCUUUGCGCGAGGCAUCAUGGCCCUCACUUGGCAAGAUAAAAAGCAGGUCACAAUGCUGUCAACAUGCCACAGUUCAACUGGUCUCACUGAUACCGGAAAAAAGGGUCGCAAGAAUGGCUUGCCAGUUCUGAAGCCGCAGGUUGUAAUCGAUUACAACCGAGGCAUGGGUGGAGUGGAUCGCGAGGACCAACAACUCGCUUCCUUUCCAAUUAUGCGAAGAUACGCCAAAGGCUACAAGAAAAUCUUCUUUUAUAUUAUGGACAUCGCUGUUUAUAACAGCUACGUUUUAGCUGCCAAAGCAUCAGGCAAGCGGCUCCACUACACAGACUGGAAAGUGAACCUCGCAGAGGAGAUUCUCGAAGCGGCCGUUUUGCCCCAGUACCAUGGUAGACGUAAGCCGCCUGUCGCGGCUACACCAAUGCGGCUGCAGGCUUCCGAGUGGGCUCAUUUUCCUCGCAAUAUCCCACCAAACAAAAUCAAGCAGAAUCCGUCGAGGCUAUGCUUAGUCUGCAAGACACACGGGAAAAAGUCGGAGAGCCGAUGGGAAUGUGAAAAAUGUGAAGUUGCACUUCACAUGCCUGUAUGCUUCAAAGCUUUUCAUUCACGCAAAUCAUAUUAGGCGGUAUGAUGCAGCGAUCCCUUCCGAAUAGAAUAAAGUAAAUUUUGUUUCUCUACGAGGUGUACAGCGGAGUUUAUCGCUUUUUUUCAAGACCGGCUCGCGCACCCAACGCGCGUCGCUUUUUCCGCGUGGAAUACCAGGCAGGAAACGCGGCGGAGGGCGCGGAAGCCAAUGGGUUAAAGACACCCAUCACCAGGUUUGCACACUAAAGGAAACACAUAACAUAGAUUACAUGAAAACAAUCAGGCCUGCAAAAUAUUGCACCCAUGUAUACAAAAAAAUGUACAAGGACACCUAAGCACUUCUUAUGAGUUGCAAAUGCGAAAGGGACCGAGGAAGCCGCAGCGGCCACUAAGUGGGAGAGAGAGAGAGAUGCGGGCUGCGUGCCAGCUUCCGAGACCGAGAUGGCCACAGCCGCAUGCACGCGUCAUGACUGCCUUGCCAAGGACAAACCAUCUCAAAUCCAUCAAAGUGCACUUGUGACGCAGUCUCGUGGC
Molecule: messenger RNA, 4159 nt
Organism: Dermacentor albipictus
Lineage: Eukaryota; Metazoa; Arthropoda; Arachnida; Ixodida; Ixodidae
Product: piggyBac transposable element-derived protein 4-like
Source: RefSeq, a predicted model, not a curated record